AUGGCUCCCCUUUCUUCCUCCAAGCAUGCUUUGCGCUGCGGAAAGCCUGCGCAUUCCCAGCUGACUUCGGGAUCAUCGAUGAAGCGGUUCGCCUUUGUGUUCCUCGCUGUGAUACUGGCAGCUGCACCCGUCAUGCAGAAAGUGUCGGGUGCGGAACUCCCAGCCCCAGGCAUGCUGGCGGCGCAGACCCUGCGCUCCGCUGGGAUUCGGAGGCUGCUGGAUGACACCGUUGUGAGCGACUACACGGCGUGGUGCACGCCCACUCGUGACAGCACACUAGAUCAAUACUCCGACUCAGCAGAGCCCGCCUACGCCGGCUUACCCUUCGACAUAGGCGAACUGAUAGUAGGAAUUGACCUCUGCAAUUCUGGGGUUUACAACGUCAAUGGCCAGGAUGUCAAACUGCCUGCCACAAUCACAGGUUCCGUCACCGAAACCGCUUUGUCCGAUGGAAGACGCAUAACGGUCGCCCUGCAGAUUUCCGGUGUCGACACUCUCACUGGAACGUACCCAACUGAAGCCCUCACAGACCCCAGUACCGCGGGUUACCUCCUCUUGGGCAUUCUUUACUUCAGUUCGUCUCGUCCCCUGCAGACGUCAGGGCUCUCUAAGGAGGAGUUCUUCAAGACGCUGGCCCUGGUUCAGAGCCUCACAUACGCUCUCGUGUUUGAGCUCCAUGACAACAGCAAGCCAGGCGACCCAAUCACGACCGGUUACUUCGACAUCUUCGACCUUUCAACUCCCAAGCUCACAUUCGUUUCCGAAGCCUUCGCCAACCUAGUUAUCAAAGGCCCCCUGCGGCCCUCCCCGCUCUACCCCAACGUCCCCCUAGCAAACCCGGCCGUUUUCACCAUCAACUACCUCGCUCUUGGAAACGGGUCGGUCUUCGGUGACGUUAACCUCAACAUCCUACCCCCUGACGACGGGUCAGUCCUCGAAACCCUGAAAAAGGAGUUUGCACAGUAUUCCCCCGAGUACCUUUCCCUGGGGGUUGAGCCUAACGUCACGGCGAAUCCUACCCCCACCCCCACGGGAAGUGCUUCCCCUGCCACGUCGACGACCCCGGUCCCGACCGCUACCCCGGUACCGACCGGGACGUCCGCGCCCGGGGGGAUCCCCCCGGUCAACGGCGUGUGCGACCCGUAUGGAAGCGCUCCCAACCAAUGCUUCUCCGCGUCGGGCGGGGCGUCGAUCUGCUGCCCCGGGCAGUGCCCCUCUCCGGGCGUAAAUCCGUCCUGCACCAGUUCCGCCACCGCUGCUCCGACGACCGGAACUCCUUCCCCGACCGGAACUCCUUCCCCAACCGCCUCUACCGGGCCCACUCCCACGCCCACCGCCUCCGCUUCUGGCGCCCCGAGCACUGUUUGUGACGCGUUUUCCGCCCGCCCCAACCAGUGCUUCAACGCGAACGGAAGCAGGUUCAUCUGCUGCGCGGGCGCGUGCGGCGUCUCGACAACCGCGGAGCCUGUUUGCGCGACCUAG
Klebsormidium nitens is the source of this 1482-nucleotide messenger RNA. NCBI's taxonomy places the organism in Eukaryota, Viridiplantae, Streptophyta, Klebsormidiophyceae, Klebsormidiales, Klebsormidiaceae. The record is from the annotation of a GenBank genome assembly.